AUGUUGCUCGUACAUGGAGGAUUAUUUGUCUUCCAUUACCGGAGUUGCCGGGCAGUAUCCUCCAGAAGGACCUCAGGGAGCAUAGCCCCCUGCGUUAGAGAAAUUAAUUUUUUCCCCGAAUUAAAUGUAAUUACUAAAAGGAACGCAGUCUUUUUAUAUUGCUUCUGGGUUGCCAACUCGGCCGAACCCGGACGCCAUGGGAGAGGAGCAAAGGUGACUUACGACUUGCCUGACCUUGUCAAGCUGGGCGAAAUUUUCAAGACUGAGGUUAACGUGGUAAACCUCCUGAACCGGACCGUAUUGGCAGUCGUGUCGUUUGACAAUAGGACACAGAAUGGGUGUCUGUUGCCGAAGCACAGCGCAGACUUCUCCUUCCGAAUGCAGCCUCGAGGCGUUGGAACCAUCUUUGCCAAGUUGGAAGUCGAGUUAAAAUACCAAAGGACACACACGUGCGAGGAGAGAUCCAAGGACAGUGAUGAAACGUUAGUACUUCUUAAGAACAUCACUGUUGAGGCAGAAGGCUUUAGAAGAGAACAGACGACUACGAAAUAUGUCUGCGGCUCAGACGCUCCUGAAGGCCUCGGCGCCCGUGAGAACCGACUUCUGCAGGAGCCACCGGAGGCGAUCGAGGGCUCCGUCAGCGCCUGGCUCACCGCCUCGACGACCUACAUGGGUUUCGCGGUCGAGAAUAUGGAGCGGCUGCUGCCCCACGGCCGAGGCGACUUGGUCAGCCUCUUUGAAGCCACGAACGAGUACUUUCUUGAGGCGCUUCUGUAUGAGGAGACAGAGGCAGACGUUAUGAAAGUCUUCUUCCACAACAUUGAAAAAGCAUAUGAACAUCAGUUGCAGUACCGACUCGAAGACAAUUCGUACACCACCUUGGGCAGCCGCAACAGAUCUGCUUCUUCCUGGAUGACAGCGUAUAUCCUCACUAUUGGUACAGUCUCCUUCAAUUUUAGUGUCAUGCGGGAAACCUGGUCUUGGCAAGCGGGACUCCAAAGAAGUGAAGAGAGUGCAGAUGGCUGUUUUGACUCGGUUGGGAAACUAUUUGACGACGAGUUAAAAAACAACGUCUCCAAGAAGGAUUCGAGAGUCCUACUUACGGCCUAUAAGAUGAUAGCGGUGGGCAUCAGUGGCAUGGGGGGACCACCGCACUUGGAACCCUUCAGAGCGAGAGACUGCCUCGUCCAGCACUCCUCAAAGGACCCCUUCUUCCUUGCCAUAAAGGCCUAUGCCAUUGCCGUCGUUCAGCUUCCAGAGACAAAAAAGAUGCUCAAGGAACUGCUUCUCCAGGCAGUGGAGACCGAGAAAUACAUAUAUUGGGACUUGCCAGAUGAUGACACGGAAACCAAAAUAAAAGAAAUACGGAUAGCGAGUUAUGCAGUCCUCGCCAUCAUACGUUACAGCUAUGACACCUUCAAGCACGAACUAAGCAAAAUGUCGAGGUGGUUGGUCGAGCAAAUGAACAGCCAUGGCGGAUUCUACUCUAUAUUUGACACGAUGAUGGCCGUGCGGAGUCUGCUCUUCUUUGACACGCGGCCGAUAGAGUAUGACGUGAGCGUGGCAGUCAUGGCAACGGGCUGGAAUGGCACUCUGCAUUUCAACAAAGAGCAUCGCUUCAAGGUUCAGGGGGUUCCUCUUCCUGUUCUUCCCACCAAUGUGAGCUAUACUGUGACGGGAAGCAGCUGUGCGAUUGUCCAGACUGUUGUCCAGUACAACGUGCAGGAACAUUACCAAAGCAGCGCGUUCACCUUAGAAGUCACGGGCCACUGGAAUCCUAGCUUUGUCUGCAACAGGCCCCACCAUAUCUCCGUCUGCGUAGCCUCCCCUCACCUCGGCAACAGGACGUCAAACCUUGUUGCCGUUGAGGUGACUCUCGUGUCCGGCUUCGUUCCUCAAAAGAAGGACCUCAAGGAGAUUGUACGUCCCUCCCUGAGCGUCUUCACCCAGUACCGGUACGAGAAAAAGAGGAAUAAGGUUAUCUUCUUCGCCGACGGCCUCACAGCCAAGGAGAGCUGCCUGGAGUUCAAGGUGCAUCGUCUGAUAGACUUCGAGGUGGCCAAAGCAGGGGUCGUUGUAGUCUAUGAUUACUAUCAUCCAGAAAUCGCCGUAAGCAAGAGUUAUUCGUUAACGUCUUCGAGCAAAUGUUCUAGUGUCCAACAGGCGAUAAGCGCGUACAGAGGAAAUGCCGCCAGCGAGGGAGGGGGAGACACAUCCCGGGAUCCUUUCUCGGUCGCGGUCGCCCUGCCUUCCCACGCCAAGAGGGGCGAGGUCCUUCCCAUCAGGAUAACCGCGGAGAAUCAUCUCGAUCAGGUUUUGCACGUAACAUUCAUGCUCGACAACACGACCCAGUACGAGAUCGUGGGGGACGUAAACCAGACGACCUCGACGACGGCAGGAGAACGAAGCGCCUGUUUAGGAGCGCGGGGCGCGACCACGGCCGCCUUCAAAAUCAGACCUCUGGUAGCCGAAGUCGUUAACAUUACCGUAGGAGUGGCUGUGACACGCCAGAAUACCUCAUCCUGCGAAGGCGGGGAUUGGCACGUAAGCGAUUACAUCUACGUAAGCUUGUUGAACAUCACGGUUGAGUCGGAUGGAUUUACGCGAGAGAAGACUUGGGGGAAAUACGCCUGUGGACCGGACAUACAAAGCGGACGAGACACCUUGCAAGAAUGGCGGGUAGAAGCCCCUCCUGAGGCUGUGCAAGGUUCUGCAAGGGCUUGGCUCACCGCUGCGAGCAACUUCAUGGCUGUGAUAGAGCAGAACACACACCGCUCCCUGCUGCUUCACGAUCGAGGAGACAUUGAGGGACUGACAGCAGCAGCCAACCAGUACUUGUAUCUAAACUUCCUUGGCUCUAUGCGGUAUAGAAACGAAACCUACGAUGAUAUUCUGUCAAACGUCAAAGAAGGGAAUCGACGUCAAUUACCCUAUCGUCUUGAAGAUGAUUCCUACGCCAUCUUCGGCAGUCGCACCAAAGAGGUCUCUUCUUGGAUGACGUCCUACAUUUUGACCAUCGCCGCCCUUACCAGUGAGCGCGGGAUAACGCGACCAACUUGGAAUUGGCUCAACACCCUCCAGAGAGACGCAGACAACGAAGACGGCUGUUUCGAUCAUGUUGGGAAAGUUUACCACAAUGGCUUAAGGAACGAGACGACUGGAAAUGUGUCUCGGGUUCUUCUGACGGCCUACACGAUGGUCUCCCUAGGAAUCAGUGCUUGGGAUGGUCCGCCGCACAUUGACCCCUUCAAAGCUCGGGACUGCAUCUUACAGCACAAGUCCGCAGACCCCUUCACCCUGGCAAUCAAGGCCCAUGCUCUGGGAGUUACUCACUUUGAAGAAAAGUAUGGUGUACUGACUGAGCUCUUCAAACUGGCAACCGAGACGGAGGACUACAUUUAUUGGGAUAUACCAAAUGAUAAAUACGGGACCAAUUCAGAAGCGGUGCAGACAGCCAGUUACGUCGCCAUGGCAAUCAUGACAACUGAUUAUGAUAGGAAGUUUGAGGCAGAGUUAAACAAAGUGAUUCGGUGGCUCGCGGCCCAAGCAAACAGCCGCGGUGGCUUCAACUCCAUAUUCGACACAAUGAUGGGCGUGAGAGCUCUGCUUUAUUACGAGAGGCGAGCCUUCGAGUUCGACGUGGAAGCAAAGGUGAUGGCAGAGGGAGUCGACCGUACUUUAACCUUCACCAUAGACAACUUCCGUCAAAUACAGCGUGUGGAUUUCCCAGUUCUUCCUGCCAAUGUUCAGCUCGACGUGUCAGGAAACGGAUGUGCAUUCCUCCAGGCUGUGGUCCAGUACAGCGUAAACGACCAUUACAACAGUGAAGACUUCAGCCUGGCCGUCAGCAGCAGCGCGGAUGCGAAUGUCUGCGGAGCGAGUCGCAUCAACGUCUGCACGAGCUACCUCCCGAAGAGGCAGUCCAACCUGAUCGCCGUUGAGGUCGCCCUCGUGUCGGGUUACACUCCAUUCAAGGAUGACCUCGAAGCACUUGUUAGCAGCGGGAACGGCGCCUUCACCGAAUACGAAAUUAAGGGAAACAAAGUGGUCUUGUACAUGGCCAGCCUUUCAGCCGAGGAGGCUUGCGCGGACUUCGGCGUGGUUCGUGAGCUGGAGGUCGAGGAGGCCAAGCCGGGCGUCGUCGUGGUCUACGACUACUACCAGCCGGAAAUCGCCAAGAGCAAGAGUUACACGAUUUCUUCGGCAAAUGCAUGCACCAGGAACUAGUGACAGAUCGGAUCCUACCAUCUGCAACAAAACAACAAAAAAAAUAGUCUCAUUUCCUGAGACCUGACUGAGCUUCAGCUCCACCCAGCACGGUUUCUGACUUAAUGGUCCUACUGCAGCCCCAUCAGAGGAGGUGUGUCGCAGUGACAAGCACAUAUUGCAUUGCCGCGAUUGAGUGAUAUUGCAAAAUCUAUUCAAAAUGUGACUAAUAAUAUUACUAGAUAUUUUAAAAUAAAGGCAUAUGGUAUA
This is a messenger RNA of Penaeus vannamei (Pacific white shrimp), 4476 nucleotides long. Lineage: Eukaryota; Metazoa; Arthropoda; Malacostraca; Decapoda; Penaeidae. The record is from RefSeq and is a predicted model, not a curated record.